CUCCCCGUUGAAUGAACGCGGCGUCGUGGCAACGUCACCGGAAAGUCCCGGAUGUGUCAGGUCAGGGCGCUAUGAGGAGACCACAAGGGGACGGCCGCAACCACCGUAUAUCCUUACCAGAGUGAAUCCUCUACAGCCACAUUUUGGUAACCGAACUCUGAGAUCUUGUCUGACCUCCAGACUGGCGAUGUCAAGGGUACCGAGUCCUCCUCCUCCGGCAGAGAUGUCAAGUGGACCUGUGGCGGAGAGCUGGUGUUACACUCAAAUUAAAGUAGUAAAAUUUUCCUACAUGUGGACCAUCAACAACUUCAGCUUUUGCCGGGAGGAAAUGGGCGAGGUCAUCAAAAGUUCAACAUUUUCCUCAGGAGCUAAUGAUAAAUUGAAAUGGUGUUUGCGUGUGAACCCAAAGGGCUUGGAUGAAGAGAGCAAAGAUUACCUUUCCCUUUACCUCUUACUGGUCAGCUGUCCAAAGAGUGAAGUCCGAGCCAAAUUCAAGUUCUCUAUCCUGAAUGCAAAAGGAGAAGAAACGAAAGCAAUGGAGAGUCAGCGGGCCUAUCGGUUUGUUCAAGGCAAAGACUGGGGAUUCAAGAAGUUUAUUAGAAGAGAUUUCCUGUUGGAUGAAGCCAAUGGACUUCUUCCAGAUGAUAAACUCACUCUCUUCUGUGAGGUGAGCGUAGUACAGGACUCUGUCAAUAUCUCUGGCCAAAACUCCAUGAAUAUGGUGAAGGUACCGGAAUGUCGCUUGGCUGAUGAGUUGGGAGGCCUUUGGGAAAACUCUCGCUUCACAGACUGCUGCUUGUGUGUGGCAGGCCAGGAGUUCCCAAAGCCAAGCCUUAUGGCCACAGCCCGUUCUCCAGUUUUCAGUGCCAUGUUCGAACAUGAAAUGGAGGAGAGCAAAAAGAAUCGAGUUGAAAUUAAUGACGUGGAACCUGAAGUUUUUAAGGAAAUGAUGUGCUUCAUCUAUACAGGGAAGGCACCCAACCUUGACAAAAUGGCUGAUGAUUUGCUGGCUGCUGCUGAUAAGUAUGCUCUUGAACGCUUAAAGGUGAUGUGCGAGGAUGCUCUGUGCAGCAACCUGUCGGUAGAAAAUGCAGCAGAGAUUCUGAUCUUGGCUGAUCUACACAGUGCUGACCAACUUAAAACACAAGCAGUUGACUUCAUAAACUACCAUGCUUCUGACGUCAUGGCGACUUCUGGUUGGAAGUCCAUGGUGGUGUCCCACCCUCAUCUGGUGGCUGAAGCGUAUCGUUCACUGGCCUCCGCACAGUGCCCCUUUCUGGGACCCCCACGCAAGCGGCUGAAGCAAUCCUAAGAUUGGGACCCCCGUCGCACAACCCUGCGUGUGUUUGUGUGUGUGUCAUUUUUAAAAUGGAAGUAGCGACGAAAGCAGCUGCUUCUCCAACCUUGACCACCAGGUAGAUGAUGCCAACCUGUGGAGCUUUUUACUCUGUUGUGGGGCUGGGCGGGGGUGGGUGGGAAAAAAGACUGCUUUGGGACAUGCAGACUUUUAAAACUAAGAUGAACCAACAUACAGCACCAAGUAAACUUGGGGGCAAAUGGGGGAGGGGUGGACUUUGGGUAAAGGGGACUGUUCGACCUAAUAUAUCCCUGUUGCUGCAUUGUCUGUAUGUUCCCUUUGGCUUGGCUGAGUCAAGAACUUAAGGGGGUUGGCCAGGUGCCGGCCCAAGACAACAGAUCCCAACGAUGACGAAUGGAAUUUAAGGCAAAGAAAGAAAGAUGCUGUAACAAAUGGCUUGUGCAUCUGAGGGCACAGAACAGGAAGUCAGGCAUGCUUGGAGCGAAGAGGACACUCUGUUUUGCUUCAGAAAUGAUGCAGGGGAAUGGGGUUGAAACGAGACUGCCUUGAUGAAAUGGAGCCCCCUGACGGGAGCAUCUGUGGGAUUGUAUAUCCAGAGACUUCUGAGAGAGGGAGAGCCCUGCCGGUCAACUAGACCUCCUUGCAGUUGCCAUCCAGCUGUGAUGAGGCGGUUGUUGUUUUUCCUCUUGGUAGCACUUCGACAUGAACUGCAGAACAAAAACAAACAGACAAAAUAGCUGAAUCCCUCUUGGAGAACAUACUGCAGAAAAAAAUGAACAAACAAAAUAGUGGAAUUGCCUCAGAGAACAGCGCCUUCUUAGAAGUCAAGAGAGGUCAAGGAAGAUGUGCUGUGUGGAUGGUUGAAGGCGGCCAUUUAACAGCCUUCAGGAACUGUUGGUGAUAUUCUUGGCUUGGAAAUGACUGUUUCAAAAACAGUGGUUACUUGUUUAGAUAUGGUGGAAAUUUUGUUCCUCUGGUACGUCCUUUCCUUGAUUUAGUUUUGUUCCCUUUUGACUCCUGUGAUUCCUUCACACCCUCUCAACCUUUUUGCUUUUUUUUUAAAAAAAAGAAGUUCUAUUGUUCAUGAA
Messenger RNA from Pogona vitticeps (central bearded dragon), 2406 nucleotides. NCBI's taxonomy places the organism in Eukaryota, Metazoa, Chordata, Lepidosauria, Squamata, Agamidae. The record is from RefSeq and is a predicted model, not a curated record.